UGACGGGGGUUGAGCAGAUGCCGCGUUUAAGUACUAGUCGGAACUAGGAAACUCUGAAUUUUCGGACUCGCUAACUGUUCGAUCGCGUCGCGUGUAUAACUAGGCUACAACCUUUAGCGAGUCGAACAUUUCAGAAUUUCCUAGUUUCGACGAACGCGUGAACGCGACAAGACAGACCUGUGCGAGCGGCCUGUUGCUACUCACUACGUAGACACAGUUUAAACUCUGUACUGUCUUUGACGUAGGUGUCGUUUGCCUGCUAGUGGCUUUCACUGUAAAAACAUGGCGAGGUUUAGCGAGCAUGGGAUUCGCCUCAGUUCCAUGAGUCCGUCCUUCCUGAAUAGUAAUUCAACAAGUCAUACGUGGCCUUUCAGCGCAGUUGCAGAACUAAUAGAUAAUGCGUCAGACCCGGGCGUGACAGCCAGGCAGAUCUGGAUAGAUGUGGUGGAGGAACAGCAACAGCUCUGUCUGGCCUUCACUGACAACGGCAGCGGCAUGACCCCCAACAAACUGCACAAAAUGCUCAGUUUUGGUUUCACAGAGAAAGGGUCUGGUAAGGGCAGCCACCAGGCCAUCGGUGUCUAUGGAAACGGCUUUAAGUCUGGCUCCAUGCGUCUGGGUCGUGACGCUCUGAUCUUCACUAAGAACGGAGGCUGUCUGACCGUCGGCAUGCUGUCCCAGAGCUACCUACAGGCUAUAAAGGCACAGGCUGUCAUCGUCCCCAUAGUGCCCUUCAACCAACAGACCAAGGUGCUGGUAGUGACUGAGGACUCUGAGGCCAGUCUGAAUGCCAUCCUGACCCACUCUCUGAUCCACACUCAGAAGGAGCUGCUACAGCACUUUGAGUCCAUCCUCUCGAAGAAGGGCACUAAGAUCCUCAUCUGGAACAUACGCAGGAACAAAGAUGGUAAGCCGGAGCUGGAUUUCGAGACAGAUGAGUUUGACAUCCGGAUGCCAGAGAUCCACUCAGAGGAGACCAAGACUAGAGGCAGGAAGAAGAGCUUCCCUGGACCGCAGAGGACUGACCACACCAUCCCAGAGAUGGACUACUCCCUGAGAGCCUACCUCAGCAUCUUGUACCUGAAGCCUCGGACUCAGAUCAUCCUGCGACAGAAGAAGGUUCAGACCAAGCUGGUCGCCAAGAGCCUGUCGCAGAUUGAGAAUGAUGUUUAUAAACCCCAAUUCAAUAAAGACAGAGUUAAGGUCACCUUUGGGUUCAACCGUAAGAACAAAGACCACUAUGGCAUCAUGAUGUACCACAAGAACCGCCUCAUCAAGUCAUAUGAGAAGGUUGGCUACCAGAUCAAGUCGUCAGGUCAGAGGGCAGGGGUUGGGGUUAUUGGAAUCAUUGAGUGCAACUUCCUGAAGCCGGCUCACAACAAGCAAGACUUUGAAUACACCAAAGAGUACAGACUGACCCUGUCGUCCCUGGGGCUGAAGCUCAACGACUACUGGAAUGAGAUGAUGGAGAAAAAGGCGAGAGAACGAGAGUUCCUGGCAGCGGAGAAGAAGAAUGAAGAGGAAGAUGAGGAGGAGGAAGAGGAGGAGAGUCCAGUGUGGCUGCAGUGUGAGGACUGUCUGAGGUGGAGGCGUGUCCCAGAAGGCCACUACAGCUCCACCCCUGAACACUGGAGCUGCAGCCAGAACCCCAACACCAUGCUCAGGAGCUGCUCUUUGCCAGAGGAAGCAGAGGAGAGUGAAGAAGAGUUAACGCCAAGCUACCAGAAGAAGACCUACAAGAAGGACCAAGGCCUGGUCAAAAAACGAGGCCGUCCACGGAAGCACCAUGUACUCCCCCAAGGCCUGUCUGAGCCAGUCCUCCUCCGCCCCCUGCCCCGUGAUGCCCCCCUCCCUCUGUCUGAGCCGGUCCUCCUCCGCCCCCUACCCCGUGAUGCCCCCCUGCCCCUGACUGAACCGGUCCUCCUUCGCCCUCUACCCCCUGAUGCCCCCUCCAUCUGCUCACAGAGGAGACUGAGAAGAGCGAGCAGAAUAAGCCAGUGGCUCCACUGGUGGCCACUUUAGAGGAUGACGAGGACAACAUGGCACAGUCCCAGUCUGGGUCAGAGACAUGCGCACCCACACGCGCAUGCAAACGCUCAUACAG
This is a messenger RNA of Oncorhynchus keta (chum salmon), 2104 nucleotides long. RefSeq names its product MORC family CW-type zinc finger protein 3-like. Gene Ontology annotation, molecular function: ATP hydrolysis activity; zinc ion binding. The transcript has 13 exons. Bases 283 to 2022 code for a protein of 579 amino acids. The record is from RefSeq and is a predicted model, not a curated record. NCBI's taxonomy places the organism in Eukaryota, Metazoa, Chordata, Actinopteri, Salmoniformes, Salmonidae. Gene Ontology annotation, cellular component: nucleoplasm; nucleus.